This is a messenger RNA of Pararge aegeria (speckled wood butterfly), 945 nucleotides long. RefSeq lists its product as uncharacterized. Bases 80 to 763 code for a protein of 227 amino acids. The record is from RefSeq and is a predicted model, not a curated record. NCBI's taxonomy places the organism in Eukaryota, Metazoa, Arthropoda, Insecta, Lepidoptera, Nymphalidae. The transcript is spliced from 3 exons.
CUUGUGCUUUGAUUUGUAAUUGUUCGUUGAAAAAAUAAUCUGUUUCUCCUGUAAGUGACGAGUCUGAUAAGAAAUUAGAAUGCCUCGAAAACCAUGCUAUUGGACGCGUAAACUGGAAUUUGAAUUGGUUGAUUUCGUACGGAAAAGGGAAUUUAUAUGGAAACCAAUCGGCAAUACAAAUCACCAUAUCCAAAAGAAAUAUAAAGCCUACGCGGAAUUCGCAUCAAAUCUUGGCUGCGAUUUUACAGCACGCUCUGUGAGAGAUCGUUGGGUGAAUAUUCGAAGUACCUUUAACCACAACCUUCGACGAGUUGAUAAAUCUAAGGAGAUGGCACAAUCUUCCUCUGACAUCUUUGUGCCAUGUUGGCCUUUGUGGAAACCAUUGCAGUUUUUGAGAGAGGCAACAAAGGAAGACAGCGUUAAUUAUGAUGACUACCCAAUGCAAGACUACAAAGAUUUAGCAUCCAAAAUUGAAGUUAAGGAAGAAUCUAAACCGGAAUUCGACACAGAACUGAACAUAAGGCAGAGAGGUGAAAGAACAAACCGACCAAGAAGAAAAUCUAUAAAAAAAUUGGGUCACACAAGUAAUUGUAAAAAAGUUCUAGACAAUCUCAUUACCACAAUGACCCCAUUAUUGAAUACAAGUUCUCAGAAAUCACAGUACUGGUUCUUCGGUCGCCACGUCACAGAAAGGCUCUCUGCUAUGAGGAAAAUUGAUGCUGAAUGUGCGAGCCGUGGUAUUGUACAGCUAUUGACCACCUGAGAAACGCAAAGUCUAAAGCUGACUCAUUUGACAGAAUAACUAAUUGACUGAGAAACACUAGUCUUAAUAAGUAACUUCACUUUGAGUAGGUCUACUUUAUUUAUUUUUUUGUCAUAUCCUUUUUCAUUAAUAACAAGAACGAGACUAUGGAAAAUAAAAAAAUAAACCUACGAUAGACUCUA